AUUUUGACUGGAAGGACGGUCACGUGACCGCUCCGGUGGUUUGUCUGUCCCCGCGCGGGGAGAGAGGGGGCGUUCGGCUAGACUUACGACAACAGCUAAGCGGGAUGUGUCUGUGUUAUGGCCGACGCUUUUCGGCGGAAUUGUGAGUAGAUGCGACACAUGAGAACAGUUCGGGUAAGGGUGUCGGGGGUUGGUGAAAUUUCGGUUGUACUUGCAACGUUCUCCACUGUGAAAUCGCCGCGGAAAUUAGGUUUUUUGGCGUAAUUAAGUCAAAGAGAUCUGCGAGGAUUCGUCGUCCGGAGUGUAACUUGGCUCUUCAUGGUGUUACGUGCUGGACUGUCGUUAUCGUUACGCAUGGAAAACGCAUUAAGCCCGGAGAUUGGAUGUUUAUGACAGUCUUGAAAAUUUCUUGCUAAUCGAAGCAGACAAAAUGUGAUACAAACUGCACCGACUGUCUCGUGUUAAGCUCAAACCAAUAAAAGACACCGCAAAAACGCAAUAAGAUGGAACUGACGCCGCACCUGAAGAGCGUGCUCAUCAAUUACCAACACAGUGCCACCAAAAGCCUACAGGGACCAGGUCUGUCGCUGGUGAAACCCAAGGGGGACUUAGACUCGCCGGAGAUCAAGGAAGAAGAAUACGUGAAAUCCUUCCCGGUGGUGCAGCAAAUUCCCAUAUUCACGACACCGGAUCAGACGUGCAGCGAAAGAACAGAGACCAUUCUGCGGAACGAGAGCAUAUCCUGCUUCGAGGUCGGAGGAGAGAAGAGACUGUGCCUCCCGCAAGUUUUAAACAGUGUACUCAGAGACUUCAGUUUGCAGCAGAUCAACCAGCAAUGCGACGAACUACAGAUAUACUGCUCGCGUUGCACGCCAGAACAGCUCAACGUGCUGAAGAGCCACAGGAUCCUGCCGAACACAGCUCCCAGCUGCGGUCUGAUAACGAAAACGGACGCGGAACGAUUGUGCAGUGCACUGCUGCAGGGCAGCCAAACGAACACGCCUAUCGUGCAUAGGAAAAACGCGCUGUCGUUCAGCAUAUAUCACGAAUGCUUCGGGAAAUGUCAGGGUAUCUGUUUUCCCGAGUUGUACACGUCGAAGAAUGCAAAGUGCAUAGAGUGCGUCGAUUGUCGGUUCGGUUUCUCGCCGCAGCAGUUUGUAUGUCACGCGCACCGCAACCUGGAGAACAGAACGGUACACUGGGGAUUCGAAUCGAGCAAGUGGCGGAGUUACAUAUUGGUCCCCAAGGACCAGCCCGAUUACGAACAGAGGGUGAAGUAUCUGGACGACAUGAUGUUGAUGUACGAGGAGAAAAUGGCUUUCCCGCCGCCGCAGGCAGUCGAGCCGGUCAACCAUAGAAAACAGAUACUGGCUUCAGAGCUCAUAAGAAAUCACGAACUUCCCCUGAAGAAACAGAAGCUCCAAGAAUAUUCCCAUCUUCUUCCACCGUACAACAUGCAGAUUCAGCAGAUCUACGCGUCCCUGGACCCCUAUUACAAUCCAUACGUUCCGGAUCUUGCGAAUUUGCGACACAUAUCUGCCUUCAGGCCGGUACCGUCGAUCUCCGAGACUAAAAUCAAGAAAACCGGCCAAUACGCUGAUCCACCAGUUCUUCAACAUCCGGAAAAAGUUGUGCCAUUAUCAGAAUCUGAACGAUUCAACGGAACCUACCAGCCUAAUGUGGCGUUGGCACCAACACCCAAAAAACACCUGCUAUAUGGAAAAACCUCAAUCUCGAUAAAUGAUGCGAUCAAGUCAGAUCUCAAACAGAGGGCGCUGAUGGCUAACGGCAAGGUUAGGAAAGAAGUUGAGGAACUGAACGAGUAUGCGGCUAGGGUUCAACAGUUUUUGCCAAAAGAAAACAAUUCGCCAUACAGGAUGAACAGUGAGAUGGACCUUUCUUCGGACACGGAAGACAGUGCUUCUGAAACCUCAGAUAGACCAACAGACUUCAGACUUUUCGAUGACCUUCUCAAAAACUACGACGCCUCCCCUAGGCGUAAAAUUUCAAGGUUAGUGGCUGAUCUAAUCAGGGAAAGGGACAUGUUAGCCGAAAAACUGAGAGAAAAAGACGAGAUCAUCAAGGGUCUACGAGGGAAAGUCGAGAACGACGAACAAAAGACAAAGGCUGAUAAGAAACUCGAGGUAAAAGUUGAGGAAAAACAAGAAAACGGAACCGCUGACACUGUCAAAGUUGAAAGUGCAGCCGAUGACGUUGAAUCGGUUAAACAGGAAGAACCGGAACAGACUCAAACAAGUGUGAUAGUUUCUGCGGAAUCUGAGACGAAAAAUCCCCCCCAAUGAUCCGUUAUUGUUAAGUGCAGUCGAAAAAAUUGUAUAGUUAAAAGUUGUCCACAAUGAGCGGAGAUUGGAGAUGUUCACACCAACUCAUUUGGCCAGUACUAUAUUGGUGUGAACCUUGAAGGUUUUUUGGCACUAUGGGGCAUUAGGAUUUACGUCACUUUUGAGGCAAACAAACCAUCUAUGACAUUUGUGAUCACAAAACUUGAAUCUGUACGAUAAUAGUCAGUAUUCUAUCAUACCUCACUAUCAUAUCAACACUGUGGGAUGAAUAAUAUUCACUGAACGACAUUUCCUCAAAAAUUGAUAAGGUUUCAUGCAAAAACCACUUGUAAUCACUAAUUGAAACACGUUUGUGCCUCUUAGAGGUCUGUCAAAGUCAGCUGAUCCGAAAUGCCCUAUCUGCCAAGGUCUGCAGGAUGUUUAAUUACAUCUAUGGAACUAUUAGAUUCCUUAAACAAACUCCUUCCACAUGAAUGGAGGAGUUUUGAUAUUCGUAAUCAAUACAUUUUCACUAAAGUUAUCAUUAUUCAGAUUUUACAACAAACUUUUAUGGGCUAACUUCAAACUAUUGAUAAUAGAUUAUUACAAAACUGAAUGUAUAGAAAUGUUUGGUACAAUCGUCUUCGAAUCAAAUGAAGACAGAUAUUCUACCAAAAAUUCUUCAAGAAAAAUGAUUUUAACAGAAUCAAAAAGGUGUUCUAAAACUCACUACAGAUGAUAGGAUUUGAAGUCGCCUCAUAUAAUAAAUAAAAUAAAUGAAAUAGCCUAAAACAAUAUUUGAAAAGAAAAUAUACAGUUUCUAACAUCAUGAAAUAUACAUAACCAAAUAUUUUCAUCAUUUAUGUAUGUAUGGAAUCAUUGUUUUAUUAUGUCAAACAUCAUUUUGCUCAAUUCUAAACAAAAAGAAAUUCUAAUGCAUACUAUAGUCUAUGUGAUGUAAUCAAAUUAGCAAAACUCAGCUAUGCAGAACCAAGAUAUUGAAUUGUUAUUUUGCCGAUGAAUAUAAUCUGAAUCAUUGUGGACAUACUUACUGAUCAAAUUGUAAAGUGGCAAAAGUACUAAUAAAAUGAGUCCACUUAAAUAUUGAAAAAUCCAUGAAUUUUACAUUAAAGCUUCAACCAAAUUGGUGAUCUGUAUUUGCUGGGUUCUCCAAACCCAGCACUAUUUAAUGUAAAAUAUUAAUCAAAUUCCUUGUUUCGUUUGAUGAAUCUUCCCUACUGUUGAAAAAACAUUGCACCUGUAUUAUAGUCUCAUAAUUCUGAAUUGUUCUUGUUCUAUACCUAUUUGUUUUAUUUUCAUUUUUUUUGAGAUUGUUAUGAUGAUUAUUUUCAUGAAUUAUAAAGUACAAAAAAGGUGCUCGAUGCUACCUUUCUAAUAUUUUUAAUAUCUAUUAGUGUUUUCUAGACAACACUUUCUUGCCAUGAUUGAGAUGUUUUUAUUGCUUUGUGGUUGCAAUUUUUGAAGAAACUGGGUGCCUAUUAUCGUAUUGUAUAAAUUCCAAAUUGACUUCGUUUGGGAUAGAAUAGGAUUGUAUAUAAAAAUUUUAAGUUGGAUUAUUAGAUGAUCGUUUUUUGAAAAGUCUUUCAUAAAAGUUAAACUUUUCUAGUUUAUGGAGGAAAUUAGGAAAAAAUUUUCGUCUUUUUUUUGUGAUGAACAAUGAGAAAUUUGACCAAAAUUGUAUUUACUCAGGUACAUUGAACAAUCGUAAUUUGGAGUGCGCAGGUCGCUUAUCUGUUUGUGCAACCACAUUUUUAUUGUACAUAGCGAAUUGAAAAUUUUAUGAAUAAUGAAACCUGUCUUGAGUAGAUCAUAUAAUAUUAUGAUUUUUGAGUUUUAUCGAAUUUUGUUCUGUAAAUUUUCCUGAAUAUUCUGAUUCCACAUAAGUAUGUGGCGCCUGUAGGAUACUAUGUGUACAUAACUGAGCAUUGUAAUUAUAAGUAUGUAACUGAUUUUGAUUAAUAUUCAACUGGCGCUUAAUGUACAAAAAAUCCUUUGGUUUGGUAGUAGUAUCUGUGGUACUUUACCAGGAAUGAUGUUCCAAAACUUAGAAGUCUAUUGCCAAGGUGAUUCAUACAAUCAUAAAUGAUGCCAAUGCAAUAUUAUCUAGUGAAGUACUGCAAUUUUAAGUAUAAAGUCAUACAAAAUCGGAUAGGAAUCACUACCAAAUUACAAAUGAUACUCUUUAUUGCUACAAGACAUUAUCUGCUGAAGAUUUGCUGGACUUCAAUCUUUUCAUUUCCCAUCAUAUAACUCAUUUACAGUUACAUGGAUAAAUAUUCAUGCAAUGAAUUGAUCCAUAUGGAAUAUUCUUUCUGCUCUUUACAAAUAUCCAUCUGCAGUAUGCAAUAUUAAGAUUAUGAAAAUCUAUGAAACCACAACUUAUGUAUUUAAAAGUGCAGAAUGCCAGUAAUAAUACCAAAAAGGCAUGGAAAAUGAAUAGAGACUGAUCUUCUCAUAACGAUCAAUUUUCAUUAGAUAUUGUAAUGAUGAUUUUGAUAUUAGUUAUUGUCUUUGAAUCGAAAACUUCCAAAUUAGUGAAAAUGUACUGCGGUCUUCAUCCAUGUAACUGAUUUCUCAUUUAAAUGGAAUAACAUCAAUUUGAAAUCGAAGGAGAAAAAAAACUGAAUCAUUGCUAUAAAUUGCAAAAAUCUAUACUGCCGAAUUAACAAGAGCAAUACAUCCGAGUUUUUUACAUUCAUGUUAUUCCUCAAAAAUCUUUUUCUUAAAAGUGACUUGUUGAAUUUGUUAUUGGUUAUAUAUAUUUAUAUAUAUUUUGUGAUCUCACAAUAAGAUUUAUUGUUACAUAAUAUUGAAUAAAAUAGAUAAGUGUGUGUUACUUGCAAAAUAGAGGUAUAUUGUGAAAAUAUACAAGAUUAUUUCAUUAAUAUAUAUUUCUGAAUUUUAUGUGUCAAAUAAAUGCAUUAAUUUAUAAAA
Molecule: messenger RNA, 5237 nt
Organism: Coccinella septempunctata (seven-spotted ladybird)
Lineage: Eukaryota; Metazoa; Arthropoda; Insecta; Coleoptera; Coccinellidae
Product: ski oncogene
Exons: 5
Coding region: 504-2303 (599 amino acids)
Biological process (GO): negative regulation of BMP signaling pathway
Cellular component (GO): nucleus
Molecular function (GO): SMAD binding; DNA-binding transcription factor activity, RNA polymerase II-specific; RNA polymerase II cis-regulatory region sequence-specific DNA binding
Source: RefSeq, a predicted model, not a curated record